Messenger RNA from Oenanthe melanoleuca, 3227 nucleotides. RefSeq lists its product as uncharacterized. The transcript has 3 exons. NCBI's taxonomy places the organism in Eukaryota, Metazoa, Chordata, Aves, Passeriformes, Muscicapidae. The record is from RefSeq and is a predicted model, not a curated record. The coding region runs from base 1433 to 2350 and encodes 305 amino acids.
CCUCAGGCGUUCUUCAUUUACAUUAUGAAACAGAUGUCUGGCUGCAUUGUCCUGGACAGCACUGUCACCUGGCUGUGCUGGACCUGCUUUUCCCUAGGAAAAACAUCAGAGGAAAACAAUGUCAGGUGUAAGAUGUCCAACCUUAGAGGAGACAGUGUUUGCCUUUGUAAUAGUCAAACCCAACCCCAUAAAGCUAUCAGGAUUCUUUGCUAGGAAUUGUGUUCCUAUGAAACAAGAGAAGAUACUACAGAACUGCCAGCAUAAAGACAAACUCUGACAUCUGUAAGAGCCUGAAUUUUCUCUGUUGACUCAGAGGUGACUGUAAUGGCCCAUGUGAUAGUUCAGUUCUGCUCAGCAACCAGCUGUGCUGUUGUACUAUAUGCAUCACAAAUGGUAAACAGAAGUAAUGUGGAGCAAGGGCUCCCUUCCACCACAAAUAAAUAAAAAGGAGAUUUGGGUACCUUCUGUCCCUGCAGUUUUAAGGAGGCUUUCCUGAUAAUUUUCAAAUUUCUUUUUCAUAAAGGGCAUUCUCAAAGAAAGAAGAUAGAAGAUGAGUAGCAGCACAUUAACACAGACAAGGGGUACCUUGAGCCUUGUUCUGACAAAUGGAGAAACCAUAUGGGAGAAGUUUUCCCCACACACAAUUUGGCCUGAGGGUAUCAUCUUGUUGGGUCUUGAAAACUUCCAGAGAUGGAGAUUUCACAGCUUCUCUGGGCAUCCUGUUCCUUUGUCUUUAUUGAAUUUCGUGAUGUUCCUUAGCAUGUUCUUCCAGCCUGCCUAUGUCCAGAGACUCCACUUGUAACCAAAGCCCAGGGUGGGGAUAACUUGCUGGAUUCUCCUGCCAGUGGCAAAUUCUAUGCUCUCUAGCACAAAGAGCAAACAAAGAACGUGGCAAAGGCACAGAGCAGGGCAGAUAACCAUAACUACAGCAGCUGCCACACCUCCAGAGGCACCCAGGAAAUUGUUACCAGCAUGCAGCAACCCUGCCAACACAACAGGAAGCAAAAAAUUCUCUCUACGAUGCUUUUCUAGCAGCAAUCUUAUAAACUCUUCCCUUUUUCCUUCAAGCAAGAUUCCACAUAGAAUGUCUUCCUUUGCAAUUUGAUUAUGCCAACAUAAAGGUAGUGGUGACAAAGGGUGAGUAAGGCUCUAAAUGCUGCAUCUGCAUACCAUGAAAAUCCCUCAUGCACUGGUCUCUGAUGCACAUACCCAACCUUCUCUACAUACCCAAGCUUCUCCUUCCCCUAUUUUUAAUGGAGUCUUGUCCUGUAUAAUUGUGUACAUCUGUGCAUUUGUCUAUCAACAAGAUUUAGAAAGGACUGUGUGUUGGUUUUGCAUGGUCUGGUUUUGGUAGUGGCAGGGGCAGAGGUGCCUUCUUCUUCUGUGAGAAGCUGCUGGAAGCUUCUGCUGUGUCCAGCAGAGCCAAUCCCUGAUGCCUCUGAAGAUGGACAUGCCCCUGGCCAAGGCUGGGCCAAUUAGAGACUCUGGUAAUGCCUGUGAUAACAUCUUUAAGAAGAAAACCAACACAAAGUGGGCAGAGUUCCUAGCCAGAGAAGAGAGGGAAGUGAGAAUGUGCGAGGGGAAACUACAUGGAGACACCAAGGUCAGUAAAGAAGUGGGGGGGAGGAGGUUCUCCAGGCACUGGAACCGAGAUUCCUCUGCAGCCUGUGGUGAGACCAUGGUGAGGCAGCUCACCAGGGCAGCUGCCCUGCAGCUCCUGGGAUCCAGGGGGAUGCAGAGAUCCACCCACAGCCCAUGGGGAUCCAUGGGGAUGCAGAGAUCCACCCACAGCCCAUGGAUCCAUGGGGAUACAGAGAUCCACCCACAGCCCAUGGGAUCCAGGGGGAUGCAGAGAUCCACCCACAGCCCAUGGGCAUCCAGGGGGAUGCAGAGAUCCACCCACAGCCUACGGGGAUCCAGGGGGAUGCAGAGAUCCACCCACAGCCCAUGGGGAUCCAUGGGGGAUGCAGAGAUCCACCCACAGCCCAUGGAGGAGGUGUCCACACCAGAGCAGGUGGAUGCCUGGAGGAGCUGUGAUCCAGUGGGAGACCCAGUGAAGAGAGGGGGUCCUGAUUCCAGGCUGGAGCAGCCUGUCCUUGGAGGACUGCACCCCAUGGAAAGAGAGACCCACACUGCAGCAGUUUUGGGAGGACUGUGUGCCCAUGGGAGAGGCUCACAUGCUGCUGCUCAUGACAUUCUAGCCACACUGGAGAAGGUCACAGAGAGCUGUCUCCCGUGGGAAGGAACCCCACAGUCUCACAGGGGAAGGACUCCUCUUCCUGAGCAGCAGAAGAGCUUGGGUGGCAAACUGACCAAACCUCUAUAUUCUGUCUCCCUGCACUACUGGUGAGAAGAAAGCAAGGACUGGGGGAAGAAAUGUGUUUUAGUGGUUUAUUUUAUUUCUCAUUAUCUUUCUCUGACUCUGUUAGUAAUAAAUUCACUUUGUCCUUCUAAGUUGAGCCUGUUUUGCCCUUGGAGUCUUUUAUCUCGGUCCUUAUCUCAACUCAUGAACCCUUUGUUAAUUUUUUUUUUCUCUCCUCUGCCCGGCUGUGACAGGGGAGGAUGAGGGAAUGACUCUCCUGGUGUUUGGCCAGUGUCAAACCACAACAGGUUGUUAUUGUGAUGAAGUGCCCAGAGGUAGCUCCAGUUUCAAAUACAUUAUGGCCACACUAAGAGGGGAUCAGGACAACAGAGAGGAGAAGAAGAGAAGUGCAUUAAUCUUUAACUGACUGACAGUGGAAUCAAUCAGUUACAAACCAGUACAUGCAUCAAAGCCCAGAGAAGAACCGCCUGAUAAUUUUGAAUUCUCCUCCAAAAGAGAAGUUUUCCAGAAAAGAAGAAAAAUACAGAAAUCUGUCGACUCACUGCAUCCUCCUGCCAGUGGCAAAUUCCAUGCUCUCUAGGAGAAAGAGCAAACAAAGCUUGUGGCAAAGGCACAAGGGCAGGGCAGAUAACCAUAACUACAGCAGCUGCCACACCUCAGCCCGUCUGUAACUUUGGAUCUGAGCCACUGUGUUCCUGAGCAGCACUGGAGGCACUGACAGCCCAUUUUCCCUCAGGUCCUUUAGUACUUUAGGAUGUUUGUGGAUUGGAAAUCUAAAAGUUCACUUGAAUUUUUAAAUGGACUUGAACAGGAGUCAAUGCCUGAAAAAAGGAAAAGGAUUAAAAAUUCCAGCGUAUAGAAGCCAAAGGAUAUGUUUGUAGCCAAGGUUAAACAGGAAUGUGAA